Messenger RNA from Cylicocyclus nassatus, 2719 nucleotides. The record is from the annotation of a GenBank genome assembly. Lineage: Eukaryota; Metazoa; Nematoda; Chromadorea; Rhabditida; Strongylidae.
AUGGGCUUGAACGCUGUGCUAACUGAUAUGCUAAAUAUAACAUACACGGGGUAUGAGAUGGAUUUCUUGCUUUUGAGCUAUGGCUUGCAAUACAUUGAGUAUCGUUCAAACUCAAGGACAGAACAUUUGCUAGGCGGUGACUCGUUGCUGAUAAAGAAGAAAGGGCCGAAGUUGCUGCAAGACAAGCCAACUAGCGUUCAAAGAAACGCUUCACAAGAAGGAGGAGGUUUGAAAGAAGAAGAAAUCUACUCGACUGUAAUAACAUUCGAAAGCUACUUGCUCUUCAAGGGGCUCAUACAAAGCGUUGCUUCUAUUUCCACCACUUCUGAAAAAGUUGCUGUCGAGAAAGAGCGUGGACAAGCGGCUGCAGGAGAUGAACUUUCUGAAGCUGAAGUGUACAAGAUCGACAUUCCUGCCAACAGAUACGACCUUCUUUGUGUAGAGGGAUUGUCCAGAGCGCUACGAAUAUUCAAAAAUGAGAUCAAACGCCCCAAGUAUGUGCUGAAGCGACCGGACGGUCCACUCGAGCAGAUAAUCGUUGCCAAAGAGACCGCCAACGUCCGUCCUUUUGUUGUGGGUGCUAUCCUCCGAGAUGUAACCUUCGACUCCGAAAACUAUGCAUCUUUCAUGGACCUACAGGAUAAGUUACAUCAGAAUAUAUGUCGGAAGCGUACUCUCGUGGCGAUCGGUACCCAUGAUCUGGAUACCAUUUCUGGCCCUUUCAAAUACAACGCUGAAAUCCCUAAAGACAUCAAAUUCAAACCUCUUAAUCAAACUAAAGAAUUCACUGCGGAUGAAUUGAUGAAUUUCUACGCGACAGACAGCCAUUUGAAAGCCUAUCUGCCAAUCAUCCGUGACAAGGAGCGUUAUCCCGUCAUCCGGGAUUCAAAUGGUGUUUUGUGUUCUCUUCCUCCCAUUAUCAAUGGUGAGCACUCAAAAAUAACUCUCAAUACAAAGAAUGUUUUUAUCGAGGCAACAGCAACAGAUCUGCAGAAGGCCAUUGUGGUCCUUGAUACCGUCGUGACGUUAUUCAGUCAGUAUUGCAAGAAGCCAUUCAACAUUGAACCAGUUGAAGUGGUGUACGAGCAAGAUGGUCGGAAAGAAGUUUAUCCGGUCUUGUCAUAUCGAGAGAUAAUCGUGCGGGUUUCCGAAAUCAACACAAAAAUUGGAUUCAAUCUUGAUGCGCAGACUAUGGCUACGUUGUUAACUCGAAUGUCAUUGAAGGCCGAGACUCUUAACGCCAAUACUCUAAAAGUUACCAUUCCCCCUACUCGACACGACAUCUUGCAUGAAUGUGAUGUAGCUGAAGACGUUGGAGUAGCUUACGGUUUCAACAAGUUGGAACAUCGACUGCCUGAGUCAAACACGGUCGCUGAGGCGUUCCCACUGAACAAGCUUUCUGACUUGCUCAGAGGAGAAGUAGCUGCAGCUGGGUGGACAGAAGCUUUGAAUUUCGCCCUCUGCUCGCGAGAAGACAUCUCAACUCGCUUGCGAGAUGACAAAGCGCUCGAUCGUGCCGUGCACAUCUCUAAUCCGAAAACGCUAGAAUUUCAGGUAGCACGUUCAUCACUUUUGCCGGGGCUUAUGAAGACUAUCUCUUCAAAUCGUGACAUGCCAUUGCCACUGAAGCUUUUUGAGCUGCAGGAUGUUGUGUUGAAGGACUCCACAUCUGAUGUAGGAGCGCGCAACGAGCGACGACUGGCGGCCGUUUACUACAACAAAACCGCGGGCUUUGAAAUUGUUCACGGUUUCCUCGACAGAGUGAUGCGGUUGCUGGAUGUAGAUCCUGCCAGAGAUGGUUCUGGUUAUUUUAUCCGGGCCUGCGAUAAUCCUACAUUCUUUCCUGGACGAUGCGCUUCCAUAAUUGGUCCUGGUAACGUUGUGAUAGGUGUGCUAGCAUCGAUGUUAUCCGAUUGCUUGCUCAUAAUCGCGAUCGCCUUGUGUACGGCUCUGGCGGGAGAAGGCUUGACAUACCUACUGGUGUAUCGAUCUGAACAAUACAAACGUCUAAAAUCUGAAAUGGAACGGAAAACAAAGCGUUUGGAAAAGAAGAAACAAGAAGCAGGCGAGGUUGUGGAUAAAAACGCUAAAAAGCGGCUAGAACGCGAUGAGGAGCGACUGAAGGCUACGAAUCGCGAUAUGUCCAUGUUUAAAAUGAAGUCUAUGUUUGCAAUAGGAUUAGCAUUUACUGCUCUUCUUUCCACGUUCAACUCUAUAUUCGAUGGCAGAGUUGUAGCUCGUCUUCCUUUUGUACCUAUAGGCUUUCUCCAGGGCCUUUCACAUAGAAAUCUUGUCGGUGAUGAUAUGCGUGACUGCUCUUUUAUCUUCCUUUACAUUCUGUGCACUAUGACGAUCCGACAGAAUCUGCAGAAGGCGCUCGGCUUUGCUCCAUCACGUGCUAUGAAUCGUCAGCAAGGCAGUGUGUGGGCCCCUGCACAGCAGCAGCAAUUCAAUUAUUUCCGUUGAGCAUUAACUAAAAAUACGGACCUCGUAUGUUCAUAAUGCAGUGCUCUGUUUUCCUUUUCAUGUGUGCUAGUAAUUCGUGAUAGAUCAUUGUUGCGAAAGCUUCUCAUAUCAGUCAGUGCCACAAUUGCUUGUCAUCGAACUGAUAUUGUAUGCAUGACAACACUCGGAACUACUUUUUUUUACCCAUGCUUACUACCACUCUUUCGUGUGAUCAAAAAGACAUCUUUGCUGUAUCAUAAAAGCUGUACACACA